UAGGUGGGAAACAGAAUUUCCAUUUUCGAAGUUGGCUCUAAAUCACGCCACACUUCUUCCGAGUGGAGCGAGUUAUAGGGCAGGACUCACUUCACUCUUCUCUUCUCUUCCCGCCCAAAACCCUUCUCCCUCUCUCCCGGGUGCGGACAGCUAGGGUUCAUCUACAAUGGCUCCCUCCGAUGAUAACACUAGUAAUAAUGAAACGAAGAUAGUAGAAUUAGAAGAUGAGAUUGAAGGAGGAAACGUGGGCAACACCGAUUACUACUUCGACAGGAUCGGCGAGCCCGUGCCGAUCAAAACCCAUGACUCCAACUUCGAUGUGGAAAGCCCUCCCUCUCAGCCCCUCGCCGUCUCCGAGCUCCACGGUCUCAUCUUCGUUGCCCAUUACGGUGGAUUUUGUGUUGCUAGGACCAAGGACGUUAUUGCCUCGGCCAAGGAUAUCAAGGACAAGGGAAGCGGCUCUUCUAUUCAGGAGUUGAGUGUUGUGGAUGUGCCCAUCGGCAAGGUUCACAUCUUGGCUAUCUCCGCCGAAAAUUCUACCCUCGCUGCUUGUAUUGAUCGAAAUGUCUAUUUUUUCCCUCUUAAUUCGCUUCUCAAUAAGGAACUUAGACCAUCUUUCUUAUGUUCACUCGAUGAAUCAAGCUUUGUCAAAGAUUUUAAAUGGAGAAAAAAGGCAGAACGUUCUUAUGUUGUUCUUUCAAAUUCUGGGAAGCUAUAUCAUGGAGUGGUUGAUGGGCCAUUUAAAGAUGUAAUGGACAAUGUCGAUGCUGUUGAAUGGAGUGUAAAAGGCGAAUUUGUUGCUGUGGCAAGAAAAAAUGUCCUUAGCAUUCUCUCUUCAAGAUUUGAGGAGCGGUUGUGCAUGUCACUAUCAUUCAAGUCAUGGAUUGGAGAUUCAAAUGUGAACUGCAGUGUAAAAGUGGAUUCUAUCAGGUGGGUUCGUCCUGAUUGCAUUAUUCUAGGGUGCUUUCAACUUACUGCCGAUGGCAAAGAGGAAAAUUACCUUGUCCAAGUUAUCAGGAGCAAUGAUGGCAAAAUUACUGAUGGUUCUUUCGAGCCAGUUGUGGUAUCAUUUUAUGAUUUGUUUCUAGGUUUUGAUGAUGACAUUUUGCCCUUUGGAAGUGGACCGCAUUUAUUCUUGAGCUAUUUAGAACAAUGUGACCUCGCAAUUACUGCUAACAGGAAGAAUACAAAUAGGCAUAUUGUGUUGCUUGGUUGGUCACUAGGUGAUGAGAUAAAUGAAGUUGCAGUUCUCGAUAUUGAACGAGAAAAAUGGCUACCGAGGAUUGAGCUUCAAGAAAAUGAUGAUGAUAAUUUGAUCCUGGGGCUUUGUGUUGACAAAGUUUCACUCUAUGAGAAAGUGAAAAUCCAACUUGGAGUUGAGGAACGUAGAGAGCUCUCACCAUAUUGCAUUCUUCUAUGCCUUACUCUGGAAGGCAAGCUUGUCAUGUUCCAUGUGGCCAGUGUCCGAGGAACUUCAGUUCCACCAGAGGUUAUUGCUGCCUCUUCUGAUGAGGAAAAGGAGGAAGGGGAUGCUAAUACAAUGGUACCUGCAGAAUGUCAUAUAUCCAAACCUUCACUUGGAUUAGAUAAACCAGAACUAGAGCAGGCGUCUCCGGGUUUUCAUUUCGGGGAUGUGAACAGCAAGGAACUUAAAGAAGAUAGCGAGAUUUCUACCAAAAGUGAUCCAAAUCCUUUUUCAGUGCCUCCUGUUGCCAAUCCUGUAUCCCUCAAAGAAAGUAAUUCUAAAAGCUGGAAAGUUGAAUCCCAAGUAAAUUCAGAGUCCUUUGAAACUGAUAGGCAAUGUGUUGUCCCUGUCACGCUGUACCAAGAUGCAGAUGGGCAACAAAUACAGCCUUUCAGACAGCAAAGCACAAAAUUAGACCAAUCAUCUUUGGCAGGUUCCUUUAACAUGUGUAGUGACUUAAGCAAGAUGGGAAAUCAAGAAAUUGCAGAUCUUGGAUCUAGCACUUUUGUAGGAAGAAGUCCUGCUGAUACCCCUGGUCAAUCAAACCACAAAAAUUUACAAGACAGUAUUGGGCUGCGUAAGGAAUCACCGGGAAAUAUUGGAUCAACUAGCUUACAGAGUGCUUCAUCUCAGUUGGGGUCAAGCAGAAAAUUCAUAUUUCCAAAAGAGAGUAAUACAAGAUCUUCAUUUUUACCUUCAGGUUCUAUUCAAGGCAACCAAACUGAAAACUCUGGCCUCAGUUUUGAUGCUGCAAAUGUUUCUGGAGGCCUAGCUGUAAAACCUUUUCGUUUAAAGGAUUCCUCCAAUACAUCUACUUCAAUCAAUUUUUCUGGUGGACCAGUUCAGGGUGGGGCACAGAGAACAUCAACAGGGACAGGGAAUAUUGAAUCAUUAUCUUCGCUUCGCAGCUCACAAAUGUCAGCACAAGAAAAUUUUGCUUUGCGAAAGUCUCCGAACCAUAAGCUUCAUCCUUCCAAGGAAGAUUACCGAACUCCACCCCUGUCAGGCAUGCUGAACUCUGAACCAAACUUAUCGAAACAGUUUGGAAAUAUAAACGAGAUGACCAAAGAGCUGGAUACACUUUUGGAAUCUAUAGAAGCAGAGGGUGGUUUCAGGGAUGCUUGCACCAUUUAUCAUAAAAGUUCAGUUGAAGCAUUGGAGCAAGGCCUGAGGACCCAUUCUGACAAAUGCAGAAAAUGGAAGAGUAUAAUGGAUGAACGACUUGGAGAGAUCCAACAUCUUCUUGAUAAAACUGUACAAGUUUUGGCAAGGAAAAUAUACAUGGAAGGCAUUGUUAAACAAGCUUCUGAUAGCCACUAUUGGGACCUCUGGAAUCGCCAGAAGUUGAGUUCUGAAUUUGAGCUGAAGCGGCGGCAUAUAUUACAAAUGAAUCAGGAUUUGACCAAUCAAUUAAUUGAAUUGGAAAGGCAUUUCAACAGCCUCGAGGUCAAUAAAUUUGGUGAAAAUGGUGGCACUCAUGUGGGUCAGAGAGCUUUACAGAGUAGAUUUAGGCCUUCAAGACAAAUUCAGUCAUUACAUAGUUUACAUAGCACAACAAGUUCACUGUCAGCAGCUGCUGAGCAACUUUCUGAAUGUCUCUCCAAACAAAUGGCAGUUCUGAGUAUAAAGUCGCCUGCAAAACGACAAAAUGUAAAAAAAGAGUUGUUUGAAACAAUAGGGAUCCCUUAUGACGCCUCUUUCAGCUCUCCAGAUGCAGCCAAAGUUAGUGAUACCCCUUCAAGUAAGAAACUCUUACUUUCUUCUGGUUCUGCUGCUGCUAAAGAUCAGUCCAGGGGAAACCAAUUGAGUGCUAUGAAGAGUUAUGAACCAGAAACAGCAAGGAGGAGGAGAGACUCGCUAGAUCGGAGUUGGGCUAGUUUUGAGCCUUCAAGAACAACUGUUAAAAGGAUCCUUUUGCCAGAAUGCCAGAAGGAAAGCAUGAGUGGGUCAUCUUUUUCUAUGAAUAAGCAGCAUUCUACCCCUCGCAUGCUGGAUGAUUCAGCAUUUGCUCGCCCACCAGAUCACACAAACCCUCUAACCUUCUUAUAUUCAUCUCCAAAUAAAGCAGGCAUUCAGGAUACAUCAACAAAUCAAGCCUCUAAGAGCACAAAUCAAUUCACAUGUGCAAAUGAGCUUCCGGCACCAUCACAAACUGUGGGGCCAAAGUCUCCUACAUUGCAAAGACACAAUAUUUCAGCAUUGUCAUCUCUGCCAGCAUCUCAGUUUUCACCUGUAACAGGGAAAUAUCACACAAGGGAAACUUGCGAUAUGGCCACAGAAAAUUCCUUAAGUGGGAUGACUAAUAAGCCUGGUUCAGUUCCAAUAAAUGAAGCUAAGUCAAUGCUGCAGUCCGAGACUAAUCGACAUCAGAAACCAUUAAUACCCACAAUGUUAUCCACACAAGCACUGUCAUUGCCAAAGAAAUCCAGUGGAAUCUCACUUUUUGAAUCUGAGGAAAAGCAUGACUCUCCAUCCUCUUCCACAUUUGAUGUGCCGGCAGCUCCCAGCCUAAGCAGAAAAGUUCAGCUUGAUGCUCCUGUGGGCAGAAGCCAGCCUGGUGAAAAUGUGUUACUUUCUCCUAUAUUUCCUGUGUCAGUUUCAGCUCCCUCAUCUCCAAUGAUCAAUUCCAUGACAGCUCCUCCCUCUUCAUUAUCUACUCCAACUGUGCCUACCUCUUCAUCUUCAGUUCAACUAAGCAGAUCUUUCACCACUUCUAAUUCAAGUGCAGAUCCUAACCAAGCAGUCUCAACGUCCUCCUCAUCAACUUCCACUUCUCCAAUUGCACCCUCUGGUUCCUUUUCCUUGGAGGCUUCUAAAACAUUGGCGCGCUCAAAUACUCCUUUAGCGUCCAACUCCGAGUAUCCUAAGACAGAGCCUCCCAUGGCCAAAUUUAGUUUAGAAACAGAUACAGAUGCUAGCACACAAGCACCACCUAUGCAGUCUGAGGCUUCCAAGGGUGAAGUUAAAUCGAAGCUUGAAGCUUCAAGAAUAGCUGGUCCUACGGUUGAUAUUUCAACGAGUCUGGCAUCUGGAAGCCAGCCCAGUUUCAGCAACAUGGCAAAUCCUACACUUAAUGUCUCAUUGAAUGCUCAACCAGAACAGCCAUCUGCUGCACGUGUUCUGUUCCCAACACCACUCUCAACUUCUGGGAGCGCAGCUGGUGAAAAGAACGAAAGUCUGGAUGUUGCAGUAACAGAAGAGGACGAGAUGGAGGAGGAGGCUUCUGAGACAAGUAACACAGCUGAACUUAAUUUGAGAAGCCUUGGUGGGUUUGGAAUCGGCUCAACUCCCAAUCCAGCUGCUCCUAAAUCAAAUCCAUUUGGUGGUCCAUUUGGUAAUGUAGUAUCAAGUCCGAUGAGCUCAGCAUUUAACAUGACAAUUCCUAGUGGAGAGCUGUUUCGCCCUGCAUCUUUUAGCUUCCAAUCUCCCCACUCUUCACAACCAUCUCAGCCAAUGAGUUCGACUGCAUUCUCUGGUGGCUUCGGUACUGGGAUGAAUGUUCAAGCUCCAACUCAGACUGGGUUUGGCCAGCCGGCACAGAUUGGAUCGGGGCAGCAAGCACUGGGAUCAGUUCUUGGUGCUUUUGGACAGUCAAGACAGCUUGGUACUGGUCUACCGGGUGCAGGUUUUGCGUCUCCCAGCGGUUUUGGUGGUGGCUUCCCUGGCACUAGUUCAAGUGGUGGGUUUUCAAAUGCAUCUCCUGGAGGUGGAUUUGCUGGUGUAGCAUCUCCUGCCGGUGGGUUUGCUGGUUUGGCUUCGGCUAGUGGUGGGUUUGCUGGUGCGACUUCUGGGGUUGGGGGAUUUGCAGGUAUGGCUUCAGCAGGCGGUGGGUCUGGCGGCACUGCCUUAGUUGGUGGGCUCCCUGUGGCAGGUGGUGGAUUUGGGGCCUUCAGCAGCCAAGGUAGUAGUGGUUUCUCUCCUUUCAAUGGCAGCACAGGAGGAGCUGGAAAACCUUCUGAGUUGUUCACACAGAUGAGAAAAUAGUUUUGCCGUAUUAUAUAUAGAUAAAAGCUCAUGGGGAAGCUUAAUUUGAUCACAGCAGUCAGAUUCCAAUGAAGACAAUUAUAGAACAACCCCCUAAAUAUAUAUAUAACGAGAGACUCGCUGGGCCAUAGGCUUCCCUGUCGUAUCAUGGUAUGUACCAUAAGAUUCCCAGUUAUGUACAAUGAUAUGGCUUUCCAGAGGUUAAAGCUUCUUUUCUUUCUCGAAUAUAUGUAACUGGCUAAUUUAGUAGGUCGAAGCGUGUGACAAUGAUUGUUUUUU
This is a messenger RNA of Alnus glutinosa, 5728 nucleotides long. RefSeq names its product nuclear pore complex protein NUP214. The record is from RefSeq and is a predicted model, not a curated record. The transcript is spliced from 16 exons. Gene Ontology annotation, molecular function: structural constituent of nuclear pore. Gene Ontology annotation, biological process: RNA export from nucleus. Lineage: Eukaryota; Viridiplantae; Streptophyta; Magnoliopsida; Fagales; Betulaceae. The coding region runs from base 167 to 5449 and encodes 1760 amino acids.